Molecule: messenger RNA, 1470 nt
Organism: Tachyglossus aculeatus (Australian echidna)
Lineage: Eukaryota; Metazoa; Chordata; Mammalia; Monotremata; Tachyglossidae
Gene: GPR15
Product: G protein-coupled receptor 15
Biological process (GO): immune response; G protein-coupled receptor signaling pathway
Cellular component (GO): membrane
Molecular function (GO): G protein-coupled receptor activity
Source: RefSeq, a predicted model, not a curated record
AUGGACCUGCCGCCGCUUACCUCCCCUUCACCGGAGCAGCCGCCGCCGCCGCCCCCUCCUCCGCUGACGCACUCCCGCCGCGCGGCCCCGCUCGGGACCCGUAGAGCCUCCCCCGCGCGGGGGCUUGUGGGGCUUGUAGUCCGGCGCCGCAGUUCGGGCGGCCACCCUAGAACUCACACCCCCUACUCGGAAAAGGCAGUCCCCCCCAACCCGAGAAAGCUUUUCAGGGAAAUAAGGCUGGUUUCCUUUGAACCACUGAAGACAGGCCCUCGAUGCCCUAAUGCUCAGGAGAAUUUUGAAAAAAGCAAAAAUGUGACCAAGACCCUAAGAGAUAAAACUUGCAAUGAGAAACACACCAACAUUAGUGCUGCUAAACUGCCUACUGUGAUAACCAUCAAAGGAAAACAGGAGUUCCAGACCUUUCUACUAAGGGACAGGUGCAAACAUUAGCUGAGAGUUGAACUGAAGAUGGAUGAGACGACCACCUUCAGCACCACAGACUACGACUAUGCUCCAUCCUCCAUUCCUGAUUCCAUUGAUUCCUGGUAUGCCCCCAUCCUGCUUUCCAUCCUCUACACUAUGGUGUUCCUGACUGGGGUCGUGGGGAACCUGAUACUGAUGGGGAGCUUAUGUUUCAAGAGGGGCAGCAGGAGGCGGAUCGAUAUCUUCAUCAUCAACCUGGCAGCCUCCGACGUUGUCUUCCUUGUCACGCUGCCACUAUGGGUGGAUAAGGAGGCCUCCUCCGGGCUCUGGAGGACAGGCUCCUUCCUCUGCAGGAGCAGCUCUUACAUCAUCUCAGUCAACAUGUACAGCAAUGUCUUUUUCCUCACCUGCAUAAGUGCAGACCGCUUCUUGGCCAUCGUGUGUCCUCUCAGGGCCAGGAGUUUCAGAAGCAGUUGUUUUGCGGCCAAGGCCUGUAUCAGCGUGUGGCUUUUCUCUUGCCUUCUGGGAUUGCCUACGGUGUUAAAUAGGGAGUUGAAAUUCAUAGACGGAAAACCCUUCUGCAUGGACAACAAAGCCACACCUGCCAAAUGGGCUUGUGCCCUGGCGUCCUUGAUUUUCGCUUUUUUUGUCCCCUUGCUGGCAAUCCUGAUCUGCUACUUCUCCAUUAUGAGGAAGCUGUUUGUCCACUAUCAACAUUCUAGACAAACGAACCUGAGGAAAUCCAUCAAGAUCAUCUUCAUCAUAGUCAUGGCCUUUGUCUUCAGCUGGGCACCUUUUAACACGUUCAAACUUCUGUCAAUCAUCUCCGGGCUCCAGGAAGAUAGCUUCUUUUCGAGAACCCUCCAGCUGGGCAUGAAGUUCAGCAGUCCCUUGGCAUUUACCAACAGCUGCAUCAAUCCUUUCAUCUACUAUACAUUCGAUAGUUAUAUCCGCCAGGCCAUCCUUGAGAGGCUGCGUUCCUUUCUGAGAAGCCAAGACUUUAGAAGCAGCAACGAAACCUCAGAGAUCCACCUAAGACAUCCUUAA